This is a messenger RNA of Suhomyces tanzawaensis NRRL Y-17324, 378 nucleotides long. Its product is annotated as RidA family protein. The transcript has a single exon. Gene Ontology annotation, cellular component: cytosol. Lineage: Eukaryota; Fungi; Ascomycota; Pichiomycetes; Serinales; Debaryomycetaceae. The record is from RefSeq and is a predicted model, not a curated record. The coding region runs from base 1 to 378 and encodes 125 amino acids. Gene Ontology annotation, molecular function: deaminase activity.
AUGGCACAAAAAUUAGAAUGGUCUGCUAUUGACGGACAAGAACACCCAGUCUUAUCCCCUGCAUGGACCUCCAACGGUCACGUCUUCACCUCGGGUAUCGUGGGUCAAAACUACACCACUGGCGAAAUUCCUGAAACUCUCGAGGAACAAACCCACUUGGCCAUUGCCAACGUCAAGAACGUGUUGGCCAAGACCAACACCGACAUCAGCAAGGUUUUCAAGGUGAUGAUGUUCAUUUCCGACAUCAGCUACGCUACCGAGAUGAACAAGAUCUACGGCCAAUACUUCCCACAAAAGCCAGCUAGAAGCUGUGUCAUUGCUGCAUUCAUGGACCCCCGUAUCAAGGUUGAAUUGGAGGUCAUCGCCACCGUUGAGUAG